AUGUAUCAGCCGAUCGUGCGGGAGGAACUUGACGUGUACCUGCCCAACUUUGACCCGGUGCGAGAUCCUCAAGUGGGGGAGUGGGUGCUCGUCAGCCCACACCGCCGUGCCGCCCUUGUGAACCCGUUAGUGCAGAUGGCGGCACAACGAAGUCUGCAGCCCAUCUAUCCGUUUCUCGUGGGCAACGUUCCCGCAGACGCACCGUCUUCAGCGUCAGUUUUGGCAGCAGCGGAGCCCACAUCACGUCCCCACGUGGAUCCCCGUCAUAUUUUUCCAACAUUGGACGAAGUGUGCCGGAAGUACCGCCGCCAUCGCAUGCAAACUGGCAAAGUUGUCACAAACGAGAAGAUUGAGACAAAUAACAAAAAUGACGGCGAUGAAGAAGAGGAUGAGACGACACUUUACUUAAAUCCACGAGCUUUACUGUUAACGCCAUGUGCCCCGGCAGUAUUUGGCGGCUCUGAUUUUAUUGAGGGGCUGGACAAGACCACUGGCCGCGUGGUGUUCUUAAACUGGAAAACAGGGGAGGUGCGCACAGAUAGUUUGGCCCUACAACCAAGGCCAACACCGGAGUGGGCCGAGGAAGUGGUGGAAAAGGCAAUGGUGGAGUGGGAGGAUUGGAAGCGGCGGGAAAAGAAAGCGGUGCAAUCGCAGGAACUAGGAUGUGAGGCACCACCGUUUCAAAAGGCUCGAACCGAAUGA
This is a messenger RNA of Trypanosoma rangeli, 702 nucleotides long. RefSeq lists its product as uncharacterized. The record is from RefSeq and is a predicted model, not a curated record. Bases 1 to 702 code for a protein of 233 amino acids. Lineage: Eukaryota; Euglenozoa; Kinetoplastea; Trypanosomatida; Trypanosomatidae. The transcript has a single exon.